AACGGCAGUGAUCUUCGUCUCGUACGUACUUAUCUGCAACUGGCGUUAUCUGAUUGUCGUCUAGAUUUUCUCAUGUCGGAGAGCAACCAGCUUGACACAUUUGCCGAUUUUGACAUGUUAAAGGAGAAUCUCGUCGAUGAACUCUUGGCCCACAUUGAAAGCAUGGAAGAGAAACCAACUAGAAUCAGUAUAUAA
Protopolystoma xenopodis is the source of this 195-nucleotide messenger RNA. The record is from the annotation of a GenBank genome assembly. Lineage: Eukaryota; Metazoa; Platyhelminthes; Monogenea; Polystomatidea; Polystomatidae.